CAAAAAGGUACCACGUCUUGUCACUACGAUCGGACGCUUAGAUCAUAGUUUGUAAUCUGUGCGGGGAGUCAACACACUCCAAGAACAGUCAAUAGAGCACACUAUCAUUAACUGUCAUAACUGCCUCUAAUUUUGUAUGGAACAUCCGGCUUAUAUCAACAUAAAACACUGAAUUUUGUACUGCUGCGUCGUGGAGACCCCUUAUUAAAAUUCUGUUCUUUUGCCUGUUCUUGGAGUGCGUUGAGUGAGUGGAUCUAUUCUAACAGUAGUAGCGAUCACACUUGACCCAAACUGAAUAGAAAAUGGUCUACGAUCAUUGAAGCGGUGUCCGCUCCAUAGGUGCUUACUUCACAUGUGUACUGCGGUGCAUGAAAGUAGGGUAGUUUACACUACGAGUGGUUAUUUACGCACUUUACUCUUUUAGUGAGACAAAGGCUUCCAGGACCAUACGAAUUGCCAAAUUUCGUCCAUUGAGACAUAACCUCCCCAAUAUGGUAUUUGUAUGAAAAAUCACUUAUUUGCUUGAACAAACCUAUGGUGUAUUGAUUUGCAAGCACCUCCUCCCACUGCAUGCGAAAUAUAUAGACCGAGAUACGAGUUCCUUUGCUAUCGCAUCCGACUCAUGCACCGUACACAUACUCAUACGAAUAAGAGUGGAACUUCUAAAAUGUCAAAAUUAUUGCUGUGCUUGAUCUUCGUGGUGUACUUUACCCUGAGCAAGUGUGACGAAAAUGGCUACUGUACGUCAGUUGCUGAACAGUUGAUGUGCUUCAAAACUACUCAAGACCACACGAAAAAGGGCGAUCCACUGACGACUGUGCAGGGUCAACCCAUCGGAGACAUUUCCAAUUCAAAGACGGUGGGAAAACGAGGACCUGUACUCCUGGAAGAUGCUCUUCUUCUCAAGGAGACAGCUCAAUUCAACCGAGAGCGAAUACCCGCACGUGUCGUUCAUGGUAAAGGCGCCGGUGCUCAUGGUCAACUGUCAAUUUCCUCUAACUUCCUGGAAAAGUAUUCGAAAGCCGCGGUAUUUCGAAACGGAUCAUCCAAUCCGGUGUUUGUUCGGUUUUCUCAAGCUACCAGCGAACCCGGAACACCGGAUACUGUGCCCAAUCUUCGUGGAUUCGCAGUGAAAGUUAAAACCGAUGAAGGCAUUUGGGACCUGGUUGGUAAUAAUAUGCCAGUUUUCAUAGGUCGUGACGGACGACUGUUCACGUCGAUCACUCAUUCGCAAUUGAGGAAUCCGCGAACACAUAUAAAUGACCGAAAUAUGGCCUGGGACCUACUAUCGCUUCGUAAUGAAUCUACGCUUUUUGUUCUCUAUUCACACAGCGAUCUCUCUACACCCAAAUCAUACCGUCACAUGCCCGGUUUCGGUGUUCACACUUUUAGACUGGUGAAUGACGAAGGAGAUCAUUUUUUCGCUCGAUUCAAUUGGAAAACCGAUCAGGGAAUAAAGAACCUGACGAUGCAAGAAGCACUCAAAUUAACCGCACAAAAUGCGGAUUAUUACGUACAAGACCUGUACGAAGCCAUAGCUCAAGGCAAGUACCCAACAUGGACGCUAACUGUUCAGGUUUUAACUCCGAAGCAAGCUAAAGGCUUGCAUUUUAAUGCCUUCGAUGCCACGAAGGUGUGGUUCACCGACGAAAUACCCGAGCAUGAAGUCGGAAAAUUGACACUGAACAGAAACCAGGACAACUAUUUUGCCGAAGUUGAGCAAUCCGCAUUUGAUCCGGCCAACAUGCCACCUGGUAUCGAACCAUCGCCAGACAAGUUGCUGCAGGCGAGGCUAUUCUCAUAUCUGGAUGCACAGUAUUAUCGAUUGGGCAUAAACUUUAAUCAACUGCCUGUCAACCGACCGGUAAAUAAGGUCAUUGCCAACAGUUAUAGAGAUGGCUUUAUGGUCUAUGAGAACAGUGGUGGUAUGCCCAAUUACAAUCCGAACUCCUUCAUGAAAGCAUCAGCAAUUCCACGAUACAAAGACAGUGCAUAUCGGCUGGGUUCGGAUGUAGUGGACAGACACGAACAACCGAAUGAUAACUUUUUCCAGGCUACAAAGCUGUACGAAAGUUUCGCUGAGACGGAUAAAGCUCACCUGGCCGAAAAUUUAGCAGCUGAUCUUAAGAGGGUUUUUCCUUUCAUCAGGCAGCGGGCACUUCUAAAUUUGAAGGCUGUCAGCACAGACUUAGAACAAAGAGUUCAGCAAAUGUUGAAUUGAACUAGUAACGUUUUCAUUCUGAUAAGGCUUUUGACCAUAAAACUUCAAUUUUGAAUGUAAAUUUGUGACACAUUUUGUGAAAUGUUUCAAUAAAUAAAUUGCAGAGCUUGUCGUAUACGCUGCUAUAGCAACGCACUUCAAGCAUGAACUGAAACAGGACAGUGUAUAGAUAAAGUCCGAGUAACUGUAAACCCAAACACUGACAGCUACACCGUCAUCCACAGAAAACCCUAA
Molecule: messenger RNA, 2455 nt
Organism: Bradysia coprophila
Lineage: Eukaryota; Metazoa; Arthropoda; Insecta; Diptera; Sciaridae
Product: catalase-like
Biological process (GO): hydrogen peroxide catabolic process; response to hydrogen peroxide
Cellular component (GO): peroxisome; cytoplasm; mitochondrion
Molecular function (GO): catalase activity; heme binding
Source: RefSeq, a predicted model, not a curated record